Messenger RNA from Bradysia coprophila, 3677 nucleotides. It is a transcript of the gene wit, whose product is annotated as kinase protein wishful thinking. Gene Ontology annotation, biological process: cellular response to growth factor stimulus; protein phosphorylation; BMP signaling pathway. Gene Ontology annotation, cellular component: plasma membrane; signaling receptor complex. Lineage: Eukaryota; Metazoa; Arthropoda; Insecta; Diptera; Sciaridae. Gene Ontology annotation, molecular function: ATP binding; transforming growth factor beta receptor activity. The record is from RefSeq and is a predicted model, not a curated record.
UUUUAAGUAAAAGUAGUUGGAAAACGGAAAAAUCAAUAUCUCUAGUCAGACUUGUCGAAGGAACGUAAGAAUUUAUUUACGAAAUAGGAAAAAGUGCUCGAAAUAUUUAAUUGAAAACACAAAAUGUGCCUGCUAUUAGUGAAUAUUGAACUGGUGUAGUUGAAGGGAGUUGAAGGGAAACGAUUUGUGGUCUAUAUUAGGAUUAAAAAUUGAAGAACAAUUUACGUCGCCGAUUUCCUUUUGACUUUGUUGAAUAUUUAUUUGAUAAAAAAAAAAUAAUGAAAAUCAGACGCAUUGAGAGAGUUGGGUGAUGUGAAAGCAAAAUUUAGAAAUUAAAUAUUUGAUUCGGUAAUCUAGAAUCAAAACUAAUUAAAAAUGGCUGCAAUGAGGACAAUUAUUUGUGUUGUAUUCCUGUGGACUGUCUGGAUACCAAAGUGUUUCGCAGCUCCUGCAAAGGAUUUAAUGUGUGCAGAGUAUAUUGCACUCGGAGUAAAUGCACAACCAGAUAGUGAUGAGUACAAAGAAUACAGCGAUGAGUAUGACAAUAAUGACGAUGAGAAGAGUAAUGUUGCACAGAAGGAGCUUUUUCGUCCGAAAGGCGCAAUUUUGUGCCCAAAUCGAAAAGAUUUUUGUUUCUCUUUGUGGCGAACCGAUCAAAACGGAUCGGUUGUUAUGGUUCGACAAGGAUGUUGGCAGACGGAGGCACCGAAAACGUGCCAGAAUAAUCUUUGUAUCAGUGACAAGCCCAAAUCGUCCACUAAGAGUCAUCGCUUCUGCUGUUGUUCGGACAAUAUGUGCAAUUCAAACGUUACUGUCACGGAAACGAUAGACGAGGAACCGUCAACCAUCGAUCCAUACAUUGAAACAUCAGCUUUGGCAAUGGUAAUCUCGGUCUGGACAAACUCAUUGACAUGGCUAUGCGUCUCUUUGAUCGUGAUUAUUGUGUCCGUUAUUGUAUUCGCGUACGUUUGUCGCAAAACCAUAAAAGCGGAACCGGAACUUUCACCACUUUCGCCGUCAGGACCGGGCUAUAGUUCGAAUUUACACAACGUUGAUAAUUUGAAACUUUGUGGGAUGAUUGGACAGGGAAAAUACGGCACCGUCUGGAAGGGGAUGAUUAACGAAACGGCAGUGGCGGUGAAAAUAUUUCCCAGCCAGCACAAGCAAUAUUUCAUCAAUGAGAAGAACAUUUAUUCGGUCAGUUUGAUGGAUUGUCCAAGCUUAUUGGAGUACUAUGGAUGUGAUACAAGACGAACGCUACACGAUAACAUUGAAUAUUUGAUUGUACUGUCACUGGCGCCAUUAGGUUGUUUGCAAGAUUGGUUGCACGAGAAUACAUCAUCGUUUGCAAUUUUCACAAAAAUGGCAAAAUCGGUCGUUCGAGGCCUGUCGCAUUUGCACACCGAACUCAAGAAGAACGAUCUCGAGAAGCCGUGCAUUUGCCAUCGAGAUCUGAACACUAGAAAUAUCCUCGUUAAAGCUGACCUAAGUUGCUGCAUUUCUGACUUUGGUUUCGCGUUGAAGACAUAUGGGCCCAGAUACGAAUGGAAAGGUGAAAUCUCUUUAGCUGAAACAAAAAGCAUCAAUGAGGUUGGCACUUUGCGUUACAUGGCCCCAGAGGUUCUAGAAGGUGCCGUUAAUCUACGCGACUGUGAAACAGCAUUGAAACAAAUCGAUAUCUACUCCUUCGGUUUGGUCCUGUGGGAACUCUGCACUCGAUGUGAGGAUUGGUAUCCUGCUGGAUGUGAACCACCUGUGUACGCUUCUCCGUACGAAGCAGAAAUCGGUAAAUGUCCGUCAUUCGAACAAAUGCAAGUGUUGGUGUCGAGACACAAGGCACGACCGCAAUUUCCAUUGAAUUGGGGUGGUGGUACUGCUGCUAAAAUUGCGAAAGAAACUUGCGAAGACUGUUGGGAUCACGAUGCCGAGGCCAGACUGACUGCACUGUGUGCCGAGGAGAGACUGCAUGAAUUGUCCAAAUUUGAGCCGAAAAAUUCGACCACAAUUUGCGAAUCGACAAAUCGUCAGUCUCAAAUGGCGAAUAAUUCGAAUCCACAUGCCUUUCGGGUGACCGAUACUGCGAAGAAUUUGUACGGCGCUGAUGAAGAGAUCACCAUUAUUACGCCACCAAAUCAAAUUCUGCCCAAUGCAAACGCUGACUUUACGGACAAAAGAAGUUGCCUCGUGAACGUUCACACAUUUCACCCGUCGAACAACAUAUUUGGUAGUUCCACUCCAACGCCGAAAAUAAUUCAAAAUCAGAUUCUCUACGAGAAAAAUAGAAAAUUGCAGUCGACGGAUGGCGGUGACGACAACAGUAGCUACUCGUAUGUUGAGGAGAGUGGGAGCGUCGAAGAAUUGCUUGCGACUAAAAGCAAGUUGGACAGAAAAAUCAAAGGAUGGUACGGUGUCCGUGCGCUUAUACAAAAGAAGCUAUUUAGCCAUCACCCCUACGAUAACAGAAGUAAAAAUUCGGAAAAAUUAAACAUCAUCGACAGCCCGGCAAUUGUGAACGCAUCAUCGCCAAUCAAAAACUCGCGACAAACAGCCGAAUCCAUGGAACGGCCGCGUAACUUAGAUCUUCAAUCCCAGCCGAAUGUAGUGGCUCCAAUACGUUCACUCGACAGAGGUGUGGGUGUGAAAAAACCACCAGGCGACUCAAACCAGGCAUUCACUAUAAUCACUCAAAAUCCAAAAAUUGUCGUCUCAAAGUCAACCAAUGCAAUGAAAAGUCUAUCAACGAUGGAAUCUAUCGACGAUCGAAUGCUGAAACGACAGAGAUCGCUGGAAGUAUUUCGCGAAGUGUUCGGAGCAAAAGGCAGCAUAGAACGAUUACGUGAUCCGAGUCAAAGAGUUUUGACUCCGGGCGAUGUUCCCCCAUCCGUACGAAAGAUGAGAGCAUCGAAGACAUUAUCUUUGUACGAUGAUCGAAUGAUGGACACGUCUCAACGAAAUACUCUCUAGCAUGAAGAGGUUCUGCUGCUAGAGCUCUAAUCGAUCGAUUGAUUGAUUUGAUUGGAACUUUUGCCAGCAGAGACAUUUUCUUUGAAAUUCGUUUUUUAAAUUUUAGUAACAAAAUCGAUACCGCGGAGCACACAAUUUAUACCAAGAACCACGGAGCUACGUUGUUAAGACAAUUAUUAGCAUUUUUAUAGACUAUAGGACCUACUUUUAUCGUUUAUGAGACGGCUGACGUUGUUGGCGACGACAAGAGUAAGCGAUGUAUUCACUGCCUAAUGCGGUCUUACACCCAAUUUUUUGUUAAAAUUAUUGAAGUAAAAGAUUUUUGUAUAUCAUCAUUGAAAUGAAAAGUAUUGAGCCCGACACGGCCGGGCAUGGUCAUUAUAAUUAACGGUAAUUAGCGAAGUUAAGUAUAUAUCGAUGAUAAUAAUUUUGAGUACGUGGUAGUUAUUUGAUAAACAUGGAGUAUUGAGAAUUAUGAUGAAUAGAAAAGAAGCAAACCAGAGACUGUAAUUUAAAAUGAAAAGAAAUCAAAAAUUGUCAUUCACCCUAUAAGUAUAUUCUGUAUAAUCACAAUUUAUGCUCUAUUUCCCUCUUAUCAACAAAAAAAUUUAUUCUUUCACAUCAUAACCGAGGGCAUUAUACCGGCAAUUUUUUUUUUUAUUUGAACAAAAUUAACUUCGAAAAAAAUAAACUAUCCAUUUGACGAGCAAAAU